Somion occarium is the source of this 1142-nucleotide messenger RNA. The record is from the annotation of a GenBank genome assembly. NCBI's taxonomy places the organism in Eukaryota, Fungi, Basidiomycota, Agaricomycetes, Polyporales, Cerrenaceae.
GUGUUCAACCUAGACGCCGAACUUGGGACUCCGCCCAAACCCGUCCGGACGAAGCCACAGGCAACGAGCAAGAGGACAACGCCCCGUCAAGAACCCCCUCCUCAAGGUCAGUAUCGCUGCCAGUGCUCCUGGAAAUGUUGCAGAACGUCUCUACGCCUCACGUUUGACUGGUCUAUGUGGUUGUUUGCGAAAAUUCCGACUGGUAGAACGCUGGAUGGACUAGUCAACCGUUGGAUGGAGUGGUCGCAUGCGCUUUUGGCAUCUUUCGUAACUGGGCUCAGGCUAAUCUUCCUUUUACUUUGCUUAGACUAAGAAAUGGGUUUCGCGCACAAUAACGUCCUCCACCAGAACCAUUUCCGCAAGGAUUGGCAGCUGCGUGUCCGCACCUGGUUCGACCAGCCCGGCCGCAAGCUUCGCCGCCGUCAAGCACGCAAGACCAAAGCUGCUCAACUUGGUGUUCGACCUCUCACUCUUCUCCGCCCCGCUGUCCAUGCGCAAACUGUUCGCUACAACAGGAAGGUCCGGGAGGGCCGUGGCUUCACCCUUGCUGAGUUGAAGGAGGCUGGUAUUGGCAAGAAGGAGGCUCGGGGUGUUGGCAUUGUUGUUGACCACAGGAGGAGAAAUCUGAGCGAGGAGGGCAAGGCCGUAAACGUUGAGCGUCUCAAGGUCUACAAGGCACGAUUGAUUGUCUUCCCCCGCAACGCGAAGAAGCCCAAGAAGGGUGACACCACCGGCGACGAGCUCAAGGCUGAGACCACCCGCCUCAACCUCCCUAUUCCCGAUCCCUACGUCGCCGAGGCUCCCCGACAAAUCACCGAUGAGGAACGCGAGUUCCAGGCCUACCGCACUCUCCGUAACGAGCGUGCUAUUGCUCGUCACGAGGGUGCACGCAAGGUCCGGGAAGCGAAGAAGGCUGAGGAGGAGGCUAGCAAGAAGAAGUAAACGGGGCCUGAUUACUUUGUUCUUACCUUCCGCAUCGACUUACUACACACCAUGCUUGCUGUCGUCCAUCAUGUAUUCAAAAUAUCGCGCUACCCUUGGGUUUUGCAUGCCAUGCCAUAUAUGAUGAAUAUGAGCACUCGUGUUCUUGCGCGACAGUCUAUUUCUGUCUAUACUAUCAGACGCACAGUCCAAUGGAAUAC